Molecule: messenger RNA, 1311 nt
Organism: Neohortaea acidophila
Lineage: Eukaryota; Fungi; Ascomycota; Dothideomycetes; Mycosphaerellales; Teratosphaeriaceae
Exons: 1
Coding region: 1-1311 (436 amino acids)
Source: RefSeq, a predicted model, not a curated record
AUGGCGACAAACGCACCCGCCCACUACCCUACCAAUGCCCCCAUCACCCCCGCCAAAGCCCAACCAUCAGACUCAAAGCGCCUCCGCGACUCUCCCUUCAGCGACUACUUCACUGACGACGGCCGCAGCCCCGGCCCCGACGACAACAGCAACCACCUCACCGUCCCCUCGCCCGAAAAGCGGCAACUGCUCGUGCGCCUCAACAGCCUGCAAACCCAGCUCAUCCACGGCGAACACGAAUCCGAACGCCAGACGCUCGACAUUGUGGAGCGCAAAGUGCACGAGAUCGAGAACCAGCUGAACGCGCUGCACUCGCAGACGCGCAUGCCGCCGGAGAUGGAGGAUUCGGGGUUGUUCAUGGAGGACGAUGACGAGGAGGAGGAGCAGGAACGGAAUGGCAGUGGACAUCACCAUCAUCACACCGUGACCCCUGCACAGAAGCAGGCCGAGGCAGACUUUAUCCUCCUCGAAUCUCAACGCGUCCUCGAGUCAGUCACAAAAGCCAAUGAACAGCUGCGUCAACGCCUCGCGGAAACGAAAACCUUGCAUGAAACGCACCUAGUCGAGCUGGAGGCACGUGACCACGAACUCGCUAUCUUGCGUGCGGAGAGAGAAGCUCUACAGUCGGACCUCGAGGCCAACAACUCGGAACUACUCUUCUUGCAGCUGCAGUUCAAGGCGCUGGAGAGGGAAGUCGAAGCUAUGGACGUCGGAGCGGCGAGGCUGGAGACGUACGCGCCCGAGCUGAGAGAGGACAUCCAACGCGUGAAGAGAAUGCGAAUCGCAGAAGAAAUGGGCAAGUGGAGCAAAGAUUGGGAGGGAGUGGGAGCUAGAAUGGCGAAGAGGAGGGAAAACGCGUUUGGCGAAGGAGUCAACAGCUCAGCAGGGGGAGAGGGCGAAGAAUGGCAGCUUGAGACUGUCAAGCAGGAGGACGGGAAGGGCAAAGUGGCCAGCAUCACCGUCCGGCGUGUCGAGGGCAGCCAUCAGCCUCCUACGUUGGAUGACGCGGAGAUCAAGGAGGUCGGAGCUGCCGAGAUCACCCUACCGACCGAAAGCGAAGGGGAAGAAGUCAUUCUCAUCCAAGAAGAUGCAGAAGGCGCAGCAGAGGGAGCAGAAGAAAUCACGCACAUCGAAGCCAUCGACUGCGCAAUCACCACCUCAUCCGACGACGACGACGAAGAGAACGACGAUACGUUUACGAUUACGCGCAAAGGAAAGGCCGAGUCCGUCGCCUCUGGGCGCAAAACAGCGUGGCAGGAAUUAUGGGACGGUCUGGCCGUGUUGGCAGGCAUGGGGGAGGAGAGAUUCUAA